Saprolegnia parasitica CBS 223.65 is the source of this 3844-nucleotide messenger RNA. RefSeq lists its product as hypothetical. The transcript is spliced from 18 exons. The record is from RefSeq and is a predicted model, not a curated record. Bases 17 to 3844 code for a protein of 1275 amino acids. NCBI's taxonomy places the organism in Eukaryota, Oomycota, Saprolegniomycetes, Saprolegniales, Saprolegniaceae.
CAAACUCAUAACCGACAUGACGCCGCCAACACCGCUGAGUGCGAGCAUGAGCUCGAUGAGCCUCAUGAGUAGUGCGUCGUCGCCGGUCAAGAAGCCCAAGAAAGAGCCGAGCGUCAUCUUGCUGCCCAAAGCGCUGCGUUCGAGCGACGAGGCCCAGCGAGCCGAGUCGGCAACCGUCCUCCGCGAGAGCGCGGCCCACGAAGCGUUUGGCAAGAGCCGCAUGGAGGGUUUUGGCUACGUCGAGACGAUCCAGUACAUGCAGAUCCUCGACAGUCACUGCCGGUUUGAGUUGGAGCCGUCGUCGCCGCUCAUGGUCGUGACGGGCCACCCCGCGAGCGGCAAGUCGUCGCUGCUCAUCAACUGGGUCCAGCAGCGCCUGCGCAAGCCGCCGCCGAAUCCUGAAUUCAUUUUCGAGCACUACUGCGGCUGCUCGUACGAAAGCGUCAAGCUCUCGGUGUUUUUGUUUCGCCUCAUGUUUCACCUCAAGGCUGCGUUCUCGCUGCGCGACUUUGAGCUGCCCAACGAGCACGAAGAAGAGAAACUCAAGUUUUCGCUGGCGCGGUGCCUCGAAGGCGCGGUGGGCCACCGCGCGACGAGCCAAAAUGGCAAGCGGAAAAACAUCAUUAUCGUCCUCGACGGCGUCGACAACCUGCGCACCGAAGACGGCGGCGAGAGCCUUUCGUGGCUACCCAACAACCUCCCCGCAGGGGUGCGCAUCUUGAUGUCAGCGACCAAGCCCGCCAAGAGCGCGCAGCUCGCGAGCUGUCGCUGGAUCGUCCGCAAGGAGUAUAGCUACGACAGCGACGACGACCUCAUCUUUGAGUCGACGCUGGCACCGGAUGUGUCGGACACGCACACGAUCAAAGAGCUUCGGCGCCGCAAGGCGGGCUUCGUCACCGUCGAGCCACUGGAUGAGCGCAUGUGUCUCAAGAUCAUUCACGACUACUUGCAGCGGAGCCCUGCGACGAUGGACGACGACGCCAUCCAAACGCUUCUCGAUGGCCGCGGGAGCAGCUCACCCUUGUAUCUGCGGUUCAUCCUGACCAUGUAUGCAUCGAGCCCGGCCAAGGCCGAGUAUCUCCGUCAAGUCCUCAGCAUCUACGACUUUCCAACCUUAUAUGAAUUUGUCUUGCAGCAGUGGCGCGCCGUCUUGCUCGCGGACGUUCAGGAAAACUACGACGCAGUGUGCGCCAAGAACCAGGUACUGCUCGCGCCGUCCGAGAGCCGCAAGCGAGCCAGUCGGCGCGCGUCCGAAGGCUCCUUCGCCGUCGACGACGCCGAGAUCGAGAAAGCCCGGGGGUGCGUCGAGCGCCGCGCUCUCUUGGCUCGCCACGCGCUCUCGCUCUUCACCGUCGCCCGGUUUGGGCUCUCGGAGAAGGACUUUCACCACCUGCUCGAGGACGCCGCGCCACGCACCGUGCGUAUUGUGCUCUUCCAGCUACUCUUGCCGCACCUCAUGGCGAUCCAUCGACCCGACUGCGACGUGGUCUUGUACGACCUGAGCCACAACCAGCUCCGGCUGCUCGCCCGGUAUGGCUUCUUGCGCGACGAUAGCCUCCGGCACGGGUACCACAAGACGAUCGCGACGUACUUUGAGAAAAUGCCCGCGAGCCAGCGCCGCAUUGACGAGCUGCCGGUGCAGCUCGAGUGCUGCAACCUCUGGUCGCAGCUCCAGGCGUGCCUCGUGGACAUGAAAAUGUUUCAGCUCUGGUGGCACGAGCGCAACCGACAGGACUUUCUCGCGUACUGGCGCACGCUGCGCUCGUACUUUAGCAUGCACGAUCCGGUCGACGACUACAUUCACUCGCUCGACGACUAUAUGGAGUUUGAGGGCCCAAGCACCGAAGAGCUCCUCUCCCUCUUCUUGACCAUCACCGAGUUUCUACGGACGUGGCACGCGACCGACGAGAUCAAGGUCGUCAUGCACCGACCGGACCCGCCGCAGCUCAGCGAGUUUAUCAACAGUCAAGGCACGUUCUCGCUCGCGCACUUGAACGACGUCGAGUCCAAGCAGAUCCAAGGGAUCGUCGACUACCUCUGUCCACACGAGGUCGACGACGGGUACUAUGUGCGCCGGUGGCUCUGGACGCAGUUCCCGCUUAUCGCGGUCUCGUUCGAGAACCUCUUUCUCAAGAAAUUCUCGCAUGCCGAGCACGUGCUCGAGCCGUUGGCCCCCGACAGCGCGGCCGAAAGCGGCUCGCCCGACCCGUCCGGUGCAACCAAGCGCGAGCGUCAAAUCAGCGUCCCGAGUCUCAAGCCGCCGCACGCCAGCAGCAGUCCCGUCUUUCCAAAGAGCGUGGUCGCCGAACGCAAACGCAUCAUUACGCGCCACUCGCCCAAGAAGAACUCGAUCGCGGCGCUUGAGUACCUCCAUCCGGGCGAGUCGGGUGCACUCGAAUUUGUCGAGUCGAGCGGCAACACCAACAUCAACCUCUCGGUCCCAGCGCUGCGCGACCAACUGCGCGAGCUCCGGAGCCGCCACGACAAGCUCAAGUUUCUCUCCAAGGAGCGCGCCGAGAUCCUUGCGACGCUCGAGGCCAAACUUUUGGAUGCAAGAGCCAACUCGUCGCAUCAAAAUCAAAACUCGCAGCUGCGCGAGCAGCUCGACGAGAGCAUCCGACUGGCGCUUCUCGAGGCGACGCACGGUCGCCAGAAGAGCGAUUACUACAAGACCAUUCUGCGCCAGUGCGAUUCCAACCCGGCGCGGGACCCAAACAUCAUUGAAGGCUCCGAGAGCAGCGUGCGCAAGAUGAAGCAGGACAUCACCGACCUCCAGCAAAAGGCACAGGUGAUCGGGUACGAGAGUCGCCUCGCGUCGAUCGAGAUCCCCAAGCUCACGGCCGCGAUCCAUGAAAAACUUGAGAUCCACCAGCUCACACUGUCACGGUUGCGUUGGCGCCACUUGCAGAUUGAGCGCCAAAUGGAAUGGGAGUCGCGCUUCCGUCUCGCGGGAAAGGAGAUGAAGAAGCAGGCGGAGGGCGACCUCUCGUCCGAGGAGGAGGUCGAGAUGCUCAUCCAGAUCAAGGAGAAGGAAGAGCUGAAGCACGACAUCAGCUGUCUUCGCGUCCAGAAAGCCGCCGACCUCAAGCUCUACAAGGGUGGCAACUUUAGCGACGAUGGGAUCCUCGGCAUGCUUCGGCACGUCGGCGUCAACGAGGCCGACCAAGUGCUGCUUCGGUGGCACGACCAGAACGAGCAUGCGGCGCAGCUGGCGGUCGAAGAGAGGGAGGCCGAGGCACGCGUGCAAGCGUGCCGGCACGAGCUCGAGGUUGUCCGUCUCGAGCUUCAAAGCUUAAAGCUCGGCCAAACGACCGCGACGCCAGUCAACAGUUCAAAGUUGGGCAAGGACGACGCACCGAAAGCACCAAGCGUCAAGCAGCUCGAGCAGCAGCUUUCCGACGCCUCUGCCUUGUCGCAGCGCAAGAAGCAGCGCGCCCAGCGGCUCAAGACGCUGUCUGAGAACUUGCAUUUGGGGCUGCUCCACAUUGCACACAUGCUUGGUCUCAAGAACGAUCAGGGCAUGGACACUGCGAUGCUCGUCGACGCGGUCGAGCAGAGUGUUCGCAGCCUCAUUGGCGACGACGCGACGGCGUCCGGCCCGCGAAAGAAGAUAACGGUGGCGGCGCCCGUCGGUCUCCGCGCCGAGAAGCCGCGCUACAACAUCCGCAACGCGUCGAGUGACGAGUCGGACGAGAAGGAGGCCGAGGAGCCGGCGCUCGAGCGGUCAACGAUCAAAGCCGGCGCGCUGCUCGAGGUGCAACGACACGCGAGCGACAAGCGUGGCGACCGCAAAAACGCCAAGAAGAAGAAGAAAUCGCCGUCCAGCGUCGACGCCACGUCGUAG